UACUGUGUGAGCUGUGAUUGGUCACAGCUUGUCACAUGGUACAAGGCUGUUGUGAAUAGCCUUGUACCAUAUUUCACAUGUAGUAAGCAAUGAUGUCAGAAGUGACAUCUUGCUUACACCUAUUCAUGUGAUCACUGAUUGGCCAAUCAGUGAUCACAUGAUCGGGACCUCACACAGAGGUCCCGUACAGCGAUCGGUGUUCCCAGGGAGCACACACAGUCCAAUAUGGCAGGCGCCAUUUAUGAAUGGCAACCCGCCCCUGCACUGCCACCGUCCGGCCGUUUAUAUACAGCGGCCGGACAGGAAGUGGUUA
This is a messenger RNA of Staurois parvus, 313 nucleotides long. The record is from the annotation of a GenBank genome assembly. Lineage: Eukaryota; Metazoa; Chordata; Amphibia; Anura; Ranidae.